GACGCCUAGCGGUUACCAAGAAAACUGCAUUAUGACGUGCAAACCGGGAGAGUGGCCCGCCCGACAGGUAGAAUCCGACACCUUUAGUCUACCACGUCAAGCAAACAAAAUGCCGAGUAGCCGUCCAAGCAAAGAAAAAGAUACGGAUGACAUGGAGAAAUUCCCGCCAACCGCUACACUACUGCGCCAUACCUGCACGUUGGUGAUGAUGAAACUGAUGAGUGCUCACCUCGCUCCCCUCCUCACCUUACUCAUCACCUUCCUCACCUUCUUCCCAGCCGCAACACAGGACGACAUUGGAUUUGACUCCGGUAAGUCAUCACCGGGUCAUCAGGAGCUCCCCCUGACCGUCCACCGGACCCUGGUCAUCAUGGGCAUCCUCACGGUCUGCAUCAUCCUGGCCUGCGCAUGCUUCGGAGUCUGCUACAGGAGGAGGAUACGAGCUCAAGAACGCGCUCACGAAGAAGCACUGAAUGCCCCUCCUCCGAGUUACUACGACGUCGUGACGGAACCGGUAGAGAUAGUGGACGAGACGGGAGCCUCGCCGACACACCCCGUAGAUUUCCCUUCCUCUUCCCCCGGUGGACCUACAGUGUCCCAGGACUUUGUCUAUACACCCAUACAGCUGCAGAGCUCACAGCAAGUCAUAACACCGCUGUCCGUACAAGCCUUACUGCGGGGUGUUAGAAUGUCCCGGUUAGUGGCGCAAGACUCGGCGGAAAGACAGAGGCAAGACCGGCGGCAGCAAAACGAACAAUACGCCGAUGACGAUUUUGAAGACCCCCCUCCAACAUAUGACACUUACAUGAACUAUUCCAUAACUCCUACUAAAAUCAGUGACGGCUAAAUAUUGCUCAUAAUGAGGCAUUUUUCAGCGAACCAGGUGUAUUUUUUUCAGAUAGUAACAACUAUUUAAUAUAUUCAUAUUGAAUAACAAAACGGCAGCUUAGAUGAUGAUAAUAAUCACCUAGAAAAUUAGUAUGCAGAAUACGUUCAAAAAAAAAGAAUACCUUCAGUAUUACAUUUUUUAAUGUUUUGUUAUACUGUACCUAUACUGAAGCGAUGUAAUCGCUGACAUUUAUAUAUAUUAUUCUAUAUUUCAAGUGUAUUUCAACAGUUAUUAUUUUUGACGUUGUUAGGAGAUUUAUUUGAAGACAAGGAAGCAAAAUGGAUUUGUAUUAAAAAGAAUUCUUGGUUUCCAAAAUGAAGUCUUUUUGUAACUGAUUGAUGUGUCACAGUACCUCACUCACUCACUCCACCCACUCACUCACACUCACUCACUCACUCACUCACUCACUCACUCACACUCACUCAC
Branchiostoma floridae (Florida lancelet) is the source of this 1315-nucleotide messenger RNA. RefSeq lists its product as uncharacterized. The transcript has 4 exons. The record is from RefSeq and is a predicted model, not a curated record. Bases 32 to 847 code for a protein of 271 amino acids. NCBI's taxonomy places the organism in Eukaryota, Metazoa, Chordata, Leptocardii, Amphioxiformes, Branchiostomatidae.